Pneumocystis jirovecii RU7 is the source of this 4953-nucleotide messenger RNA. Its product is annotated as ubiquitin-protein ligase RKR1. Lineage: Eukaryota; Fungi; Ascomycota; Pneumocystomycetes; Pneumocystales; Pneumocystaceae. The record is from RefSeq and is a predicted model, not a curated record. Gene Ontology annotation, biological process: ribosome-associated ubiquitin-dependent protein catabolic process; rescue of stalled cytosolic ribosome. The transcript is spliced from 22 exons. Gene Ontology annotation, molecular function: ubiquitin protein ligase activity; zinc ion binding; ribosomal large subunit binding. Gene Ontology annotation, cellular component: cytosol; RQC complex. The coding region runs from base 1 to 4953 and encodes 1650 amino acids.
AUGAAACAACCAAUCAAAACACAUAAAAAUGAAAAGGAAAAUAUUAAAGGAUUAUUAGAAAGUUCAGCAUUUCAUAUUUCAAAACAAAAUAAUAAUGAUGAAUCUAAAUUUAAAUUUGGAGCUUUUGGAAGUAUACGAGAACGAAUCUUUUCAUCUGUUAUUGUUGAAUCUCUUGAAUUUGGCGAACUUCCUCCAGAUCUUGUUGUUAUUUUUAAGAAUAUUUCUAAAAAAGAUACUACAACAAAACUCAAAGCAUUAGAUGAUAUCAGUACUUGGAUAGAUGAUAAUCCUGGGAAAUUAAAUGAAAAUAAUUUUUUGGAUGUUUGGUCAUAUCUAUAUCCUCGAUUAACUAUAGAUGCAGACCGUCAGAUUCGAUUAUCUUGUCAUCAUUUACAUUGCAAAAUCUAUAAUGAAUCUGGAAAAAAUAUUGCUAAAUUUGUUAAAGAAAUAAUUGGUUCAUGGGUUGCAUCAACUUUUGAUAAUGAUCGUGGAGUUAAAAAAGUCGCUAUAGAAUCUUUUAAUACAGCAUUCAAAACUCCAGAAAAAAGAUUAGCUGCUAAGAAGAUUUAUCACAAAUAUAUUCUUAGUUUUAACAAAAAUGUUAUUCUUAAAGAAUCACCUAAUUUAGAUGAUUUACGAUAUGUAUCUCAAGAAAUUUCAGAAAUUAGAUAUUGUAAGAUUAUAUCUUCUAUAUUAGCAUCACUUUCGGAUAUUAUAUUAAAUUUAAAACUAAAUGAAAUUAAAAAAGAAGAAAUUUCAUAUAUUGAAAUUAUAUCUUCUGAAAAAUUCUGGCAAUUUUUAUAUCAAACAGAUUUUGAUGUGAGAAAAAAUUUUUAUGAACUGAUUGAAAAUAUAUCAAAUAAAUGGCCAGAAUUGUUGAUAUCUCAAAAAAAUAUGAUCAAAAAGUCAAUCACAAAAUUAAUGGAAAACAUAGACUAUUCGUUUACGUCAAUUACCUUACCAACAAUGAAAGUGCUUUAUUUGGUAUGUCCUGAAAUAUGGGAACAUGAUUUUUUCGGCGAUUAUCAAACAUUUUCUUACUUUAAAAAAUUAAUAUUAAAUAAUAAUUCUAAUUCUGAGCAAUUUUGGGUUCAUUUUUAUGAUCUUAUAAUGAAAACACCUUUAAAUCCGCAUAAAAAUAAUUUUAAGAUGUAUUUAAAUGAUUUUAUAGAUAUUAUUUGGGAAGGCGUAUCUAAAAAAACCAAAAACAAUAUCGAAUUGGCUUUAGAAAUAUUUUUUAAAAUUAUAUGUUUUUAUGAAAAAUAUUUUGAAAAUAUUGAUGAUAUAUUUUCUAUUUUAGAGAAGAAAAUUUCACACAUUUUUAAGCUUUACUUUAAUGAUUUUGCUUCUUUAGAUAUUAAGAUAUCUGAAGAAGGCUUUAGACAUGCAUUAGUAAAAGGAUUUUUAAAAAAUAAAUAUAUUUCAAAUGAUUUUUUUAAUAAAUUCUGGCAUGAUUCAAAAAAAUAUGUUCUUGAGAAAAUAUUAUUAAAUACAUCAAAUAUUUCAUAUAAAGAAAAUUAUAGCGAAUUCCAUACAAUUGGUGUACGUUGGAUAAAUGUAACUGAUGAAUUUAUUAAAGAAAUAGAGAAAAAUGAUAAUGAUAGUUUAUCAGAUAAAAAACAUAUUAUUUUUCCAAUUAUAUGUGAAAUAACAUAUCUUAUAAUUUGUCAUAUUAAACAACAUGAUGAUUUAUGUGAUGAAACAUUAAAGUUAUUGGAUUAUAUUCUAUUUAAAUUUACAGACAUAAUAUUUAAAGAUAAUAGAAUUGUUUUGGAACUUGAAGCUCUUAUUAUGGAAAAAAUUCCUAAAUUUAUUACAUCACUAACAAAAUCUAUAAUGUCAAUUCUUUUAACUUAUAUUAUGAGAAAUAACAAUGUUGAAAAUCUCAAAUUACUUUGGAUAUCUUUAUUUUCCCAUUUUUCAAUGAUGGAAAAUAAAUCAGAAGAAAACAUUUUUGUUCAUAAAAUAACACAAAUGAUAAUUGAUAGUAAAAUCGAUAUAAAAGAUUUAAAAAAUCGUUUACCCCGAAUUGAUUCCAUUGAUCAUGUUUUGUUAAAUAAUGUACAUUUAAAUAUUGAGGAUAUUUUUAAAAAUUGGGAAUAUUUAAAUGAUCUUUUUGCUGUUAAAGAAAUUAUUUUUUCUAAGGAAAUUAUUAUUGAAAGUUUACUUUGUCUUGCAGAAAAAGUAUCUUUUCCAGAUGAUUCAGAAUUUCAUUAUAAUACAUAUGAUGAUAAAAUUUUAACUUUACUAUAUAAAGUAUUAAAUGAUAGUUUUGAUUUAUAUUUAUGUUUUUUACAAAAUCUUCGAGCUAUAGAAUUUCAUAUAAAAAUAUGGAAUUUUAGUCAGAUUAAAAAAGAAAAUAUUCCAAAAAAUAUACUUAUUUUUAAUAAUUUAUUUGAACAAAUCUAUUGUUUAGCUGACAAAACGGGUAACGAUUUGAGGUUUAAUAUUGCAAAUAUUCUUCAAAAACAAAUUUUGUCCUUGAAUUUUCUUGAUUUUUCAUUGAUAAGAUCACUUCAUAAUUUAAGUAUAAAAAUAUUAUUUUAUGCAUCAGAAUCAGAAAAAGUUGACUUUUUAAAUAUAUUUUUAUUUACUAAUUAUGAAUGGAACACAGCUUUUACACAUUUGAUUUCCGAAUAUCCUAAUAAAAAUUUAGAAUUGUUUAAUUCUUUAAAAACAUGCUGUUUAAUAUUUCCUAGUUUUGUUAAAACAAAAAAAGAUGUUAAAAUAGGAAAUAUUUCGGAUCUACUAAAAAUGACUGUUUUUUCUGAGAUGAUAAUUUAUUCUCUUAUGCUAAAAUCAUAUGUUUUAGAAAUUCAUUGGCUAAUAUUACAUGGAAUUAUGAUCUGUGGGGAACUCAUUAGAGAUAAUUUUGAAUUAGAACAAGCUAAUUAUUUGUGGAGGUCAAUAACUGAAGAACAAGAACAUGAAUUAUUUGAAUUAAUAGAUAGGAACAAAGAUCUUUUUUUUAAUAUACUAAGUUCAAAGAAAAUUAAAAUUCUUGGUAUUGAUAAUUCUAUAAAACAAAAUGAUGUAAAAUUCUUAAAAAAGUUAAAAGAAUGUUCUAUUGGAAAAUCUCCAGAAACAUAUUAUUCUGCUUGUGUAUUAUUUAGAAUUCUUGAAUUUUUAACUAGAAAAAGUUAUUAUUCUCAGGAAGAAGCAGAAACAUGGUUAAAUGAUAUCUCUAUAGAAAAUGAACAAAAUAUAUUUAUUAUUGCUGCUAUUGUUAAUGGAUUCCAAGAAAAACUUUUUUUUUCAAAAAAAUUAGAGAAUAUAAGAGAUAGAAUUGGAAGUGAUUUAUCUGGUAAGAUUAUAAUGGCCCAAGAUUUAAAAAAAAUGAUUUUAUUUAAUAUACUUAUACCAUUUGAUAAUACUCUUUGGAAACAUUUACCACAACAACGUAUAAUUUUUCUUUUUCAAAAUUUUUUAAAACUAAUUAAUGAAAAAAAUAUAAUAAAUCUUAAAUAUAUUGAUUUUUGUGUUGAAAUUACAAAAAUAUUUAUAAAGUUGAUUCCUCACGUAAAAACUAUUUAUGGAAUGCAUUGGAACAAUAUUUGUAAUUAUCUUUGUGAAUGUCUUAAGCUCUGUGUUACACAAACAUUGGAUUCUUUAAAUCUUGAGUUUUAUUCUACAAAACUUUUCAUAACGUUAAAUCUCUAUUAUUCUUCGAAUGAUGCUUUUAAGGAUGCUUGGAAUAUGUAUUCGAAAACUUUUUAUUUGUAUUUAUUUCAAUUAUUUAUUCAUAAAAAAGAAACAAAAACAAAAAAUCAGCCUUUAUUGGCUUGUAAUCAAUUAUUAUCAAAAAUUUUAACACAAAUUCCUUUAAACAUUAUUGAAAAACAGCUAGUAAAUUCACUUUAUCCUCAUUUAUCAUCACAAUCAAGAUAUACACAAAUUGUUGCAUUUGAAUGGUUAACAAAUUGGAUUUUGAAAAAUCAGGAAAAUUUGAUUCUAGAUAUAGAAUUUUCUAAAACAAAUGUCAACCUACCUUCUGAAUUACUUUCUAUAAUUUCAAAUCCUCCAUAUUAUUGUAGUUUAUUAGAUGAUAUUGAUCACAAAAGUAAUAUAUUCUGUGAAAUUCGAUGCUAUUUUCUUUCGUGGAUUCUUAUCUUUAUACAUUUUAAAAAUACGUCAUUUAUGUUAAAGUCUUGUUAUAUUGAGAAUUUGAAAGACAAUAACUCUGUUUCAAUAGUAAUUGAGUUAAUAUUUAAAGUUCUUGAAUUAUUAAAUAAUCGAUCUAUGAAUUCAAUAGAGGUGUUACGGGAUAUCAGUGAAUGGAAAAAUAUAAGUAAUAUAAAAACUGAAAUACAGUCUUUAGCAACAUAUAUAUAUUUACUUAUACUUAAACAUGUUCCAUCUAUUGCCAGAGAUUGGUGGAUUAGUUGUAAAAAUAGACAAUUAACACAAUUAGUAGAAAUGUUUACAGAAAAAUAUAUUUCUCCUAUUUUAAUUGAAGAAGAAAUUAAUUUAGUGUUAUUAGAAUUUACACAAUUAAAAAUAACAGAUGAUAAUGUACAUGUGAAAAUUUCAAAAACUACUCGUGAAGUUACAACAUUUUAUACAAUUGAUGAUCAGUAUUUAGAAAUGGUUAUUCGCUUACCAUCAUGUUAUCCUUUAUGUCAAGUUACUGUGGAAGGUCUACAAAGAAUUGGUAUAAAAGAUGCUCAAUGGAGAGCAUGGUUAUUGGCUUCUCGGAUUUUAAUAACUACACAAAAUGGAAGUAUUGUAGAUGCUGUACAUUUAUUUAAACGGAAUGUUUCAUUACAUUUUGAAGGAGUCGCUGAAUGCAACAUAUGCUUUUCGAUUUUAUCUGUUCAAGACCGAUCUUUACCUUCCAAAAAAUGCGCAACUUGUAAAAACAAAUUUCAUUCUGGGUGUUUAUAUAAAUGGUUUAAAACAUCAAAUGCAUCCAAAUGUCCUCUUUGUAGGACAACAUUUUCUUUUGUAACAUAA